AUGAGAUUAAAUGAAGAUGGAGCAGGAGCCUAUGUCUCCUCAGGCUGUCCAGAGAAGUUGGAUGCUGUUGUGUUGGAUAAAGGAGGCCGUGUCUCUUCGAUCUGUCAAGAGAAGUUGGAAGACGAUGUUGUGUUGGAUAAAGGAGGCCAUGUCUCUUCUAUCUGUCAAGAGAAGUUGGAAGACGGUGUUGCGUUGGAUAAAGGAGGCCAUGUCUCUUGGGUCUGUCCGGAAGACGAUGUUGCGUUGGAUAAAGGAGGCCAUGUCUCUUCGAUCUGUCAAGAGAAGUUGGAAGACGAUGUUGUGUUGGAUAAAGGUGGUCGUGUCUCUUCGAUCUGUCAAGAGAAGUUGGAAGACGAUGUUGCGUUGGAUAAAGGAGGCCAUGUCUCUUGGGUCUGUCCGGAAGACGAUGUUGCGUUGGAUAAAGGAGGCCAUGUCUCUUGGGUCUGUCCGGAAGACGAUGUUGCGUUGGAUAAAGGAGGCCAUGUCUCUUCGAUCUGUCAAGAGAAGUUGGAAGACGAUGUUGCGUUGGAUAAAGGAGGCCAUGUCUCUUGGGUCUGUCCGGAAGAUGAUGUUGUGUUGGAUAAAGGAGGCCAUGGUGCUACUAUUGUUCCAGGGAGGUCUGAGGAGAAGCAUUUGAACAGAACCCUCAGCCUCCUGACUGAACACAUGAGGAAGAGGAAGGUCUCCAAACAACAAGCUGUGACAACCUCUCACAAUCCCAGCACACCUGGCAAGUCACACGACCGGCUGAGUUCUGAUUCACAGGCCUGA
Messenger RNA from Alosa alosa (allis shad), 771 nucleotides. RefSeq lists its product as uncharacterized. The record is from RefSeq and is a predicted model, not a curated record. The transcript is spliced from 2 exons. Lineage: Eukaryota; Metazoa; Chordata; Actinopteri; Clupeiformes; Clupeidae. Bases 1 to 771 code for a protein of 256 amino acids.